CCCGCACUGUCGGGCCAGCCUGGUUCACCCUUGGAAACUGAGGCACUUGUUACUUGCAAAGUUGACUAUAAUUCAAGCUCUGAGGUUAGCACGUCAAACGCCCAGCUGAAGCAGCACUUGAUAGAGCACCAUUGCUCACUAGUGGAAGAGAAAGCUGGACUUUCAACCUAUGAGAUAAAGACUAAAGAUCUUCACAAGGACGAGGACCACAAGAUACAAGUUAUGACCAUUGGACCUGAGAAUAAGGAAGCCAUCAAUUCAGUUCUCCUGCUGGGGGAGACAGGUGCCGGGAAGACUCGUGCCAUCGAUGCCAUGAUCAACUUCCUCUUUGGUGUCAACUUUGAAGAUAAUUUUAGGUUUCAGUUAAAAGACCAAGUUGACAGUGAUGAUCUUCUUGUAGUAGAGAGUCAGACAGAGUAUGUCACUGCCUACAUUAUCUAUCAUCAAGAAGGAAUGCCUCUACAGUGUAAUUAUAUGUUGAUAGACACACCUGGGUUUGGCGACACCAGAGAAAAUUAUGAGAAAAUCGCCAUAGAGAGAAUGACUCAUUUCCUGACAAAUGACUAUGGUAUUGAUGAUCUUAACUGUGUUGCUUUAGUAGCCAAGGCAAAUCAAAACAGGAUAUCAGCACAUCACAAACAGAUGCUAGAAGAAAUAACCUCAGUUCUAGGGAGUAAUAUUGGUGACAUAACACAGCUUCUGGCUACAUUUGCUUCAGAUGGGACUGCUUCAGUUGGUGAUGUGAUGAGACAUGAAGAAGUACCCUUUGUUAAUAUAUACCAACUUGACAACAUGCCUCUGUAUGUGUCACGUAAUGAUGACUCCAUUGGCUUCAUCAUUUCAUGCUUGCAGCCUAGAUGGGCAUCUAUGGUGAAAGAAUAUGACAGGUUUUUUAAAGAUCUGCACAAAUUUUCCCCAGUAAAUGUAAAACAGACAAGAGACCUUUUGAUGGAGAAGAAACUCUUGGAGGAGGUAAAAAGGUCUCUGAUGAGAAAUGUGCAGUAUGCUUCUGCUCUUGACAACACAGUCAGGGAAGACAAGGAUUCACUAAAGGACAUGAAGAUUGAACUAAAUGGCAUUAAAUAUACCCAUUUAGAAGAAAGAAAAGAAACAAUAUUGGAAUACAGUGAAGAUAACUAUCACUUCCACAACUGUAAGAAAUGUAAAAAAACAUGUUCAAAGCCUCAUAAAAACAUAGGUGCUGGAGAAAUUGUUGGGAAGGCUUGCAUAGCAGGAAUUUCUACAGCAGCUACUGCUGCACCACUUACAAAGAAGCUUGGAGCUCCUUUGGCAGUAUCUGUGGUAACUGCUGUAUGUACUGGAAUAGCAUCAGUAGCAGCAACUGCAUGUGAAUUGGGUAUUUGCUCAAAGUUUCCUUUAAGUGGUCACUGCAUUAAGUGUGGUCAUAGAAUUGCACAACACAAACGAGAAGAUGCACAAUAUAUUUUAAUAGAUAAAACUGAAGAAGUAAUUGACGAGUCUUUGAAAUAUGAUUACGAUACAAAAGCAAAAGAGAUUACCCAGUUAGAGAAGAGAUACAACAGAAGGAAAAGACCUUGAAUCAACACAGGAAAGAUCUUUGGGAUGACACCAAGGCUCUGGUGCAGCACGCUAGAAAGAUAUCAAGCCUGAGACACCGCAACUUGAACCCAGAGUUGCUGAUAGAUGAAUUUAUCAUGUUAGAAAAGGAGGAAUGUGAAUAUUGUGCACCUCCUGAAGAAAGUAAAGGAGGAGGUUGCUGCAAUGACCAGGCAACAAAUUGGUGAGGAAGGUAGUUGGUAAAGCCGCAGUGAAUAAGGUAGUGACUAUAAUGUCAUUCAGGAACAUAAUCACUACAAAGGCAACAAAAAUUGUUGCUACACUGCCAGUAAAGGUGGUAGUCACUCUGUUGAUGGAGAAAGCUGUCAUACUGACAGUAGGGGACCUACAGGUGCUCUUCAACUUAUAAUGAGGUUCCGUUCCGAUGAACCCACCGCAAGAUGAAAAUAUUGCAAGUUUAAUAUGAAUAUUUUUUUUUCAACAAACCGGCUGUAUCCAACCAAGGCAGGGUGGCCCAAAAAGAAAAACUUAAGUUUUUCUUUUUAAAUUUAGUAAUUUGAACAGGAGAAGGGGUUACUAGCCCCAUGCUCCAGGCAUUUUAGUCGCCUCUUACAACAUGCAUGGCUUACGGAGGAAGAAUUCUGUUCCACUUCCCCAUGGGGAGAAGAGGAAAUAAACAAGAACAAGAACUAGAAAGAAAAUAGAAGAAAACCCAGAGGAGUAUGUAUAUAUAUGCUUGUACAUGUAUGUGUAGUGUGACCUAAGUGUAAGAAGAAGUAGCAAGACGUACCUGAAAUCUUGCAUGUUUAUGAGACAGAAAAAAGACACCAGCAAUCCUACCAUCAUGUAAAACAAAUGCAAGGCUUUUGUUUUACACUCACUUUGUAGGAUGGUAGUAACUUCCUGGGCGGUUGCUGUCUACCAACCUACUACCUAGAUGUAUUUUAAUAUAGUACAGAUAUUAUUCCUCUAGGUAAUAGGUUGGUAGACAGCAACCACCCAGGGAGGUACUACUGUCCUGCCAAGUGAGUGCAAAACGAAAGCCUGUAAUUGUUUUACAUGAUGGUAGGAUUGCUGGUGUCCAUUUUUCUGUCUCGUGAACAUGCAAGGUUUCAGGUAAGUUUUGCUACUUCUACUUACACUUAGGUCACACUACACAUACAUGUACAAGCAUAUAUAUACACACCCCUCUGGGUUUUUUCUAUUUUCUUACUAGUUCUUGUUCUUGUUUAUUUCCUCUUAUCUCCAUGAGGAAGUGAAACAGAAUUCUUCCUCUGUAAGCUAUGAGUGUUUUAAGAGGCAACUAAAAUGCCGGGAGCAAGGGGCUAGUAACCCCUUCUCCUGUAUAAAUUACUAAAUUUAAAAAGAGAAACUUUCGUUUUUCUUUUUGGGCCACCUCGCCUCGGUGGGAUACGGCCGGUUUGUUGAAAGAAAAAGAGAUAUAUUCUUGAUUAUUUUUAUAUGCAUUUAUAUAUAUAUGUACAUUAUACUGCUGUUUACUAAACUCAAUUUUGAGACUUUCAGAUACAUUAUAGAAUAUUUAUAGAUAUGAAUAAUUUACAUAGUAAUUUGUACAGGUGGGCUUCACUUUACAGCAUUUUGCUUAUACAGUUGAUUUUCAGUUAUACCCAUUCUUCAUUUAUUCAGACUUCCUACAGUAAAUAUGUUCACCACUUACUAUAAGCUAAGAAUGAAAAUAUUUCUAUGCAUAAAUAUUUAUAUGCAUUAGUGUAAUUUAUAUGCAUUAUUGAUGCCUAUCUGUAUUGCUUAGUUAAUAUAUGAUAGUGUAAACAUGUUAUCAGGCUUUUAUAUGCAGUUGAAAGUGAAAAAAAAGACUGAUUCACUUUACAGCAGUAGUUUGGAACUUAACCUGCUGUAUAAUCUGGGCCUUCCUGUAUGUCUUUUAAGAAGAGCAAGUUCAGGGCUCUCAAUUCAUCUUCGUGUACAGUGGAUUAAUUUUGUCAUUCUUUUCUGCAUAUUCUCCAGUUCAUUUAUAUUUAUUGUGUAGUAUGGAAGCCAAAGCUGAACUGCAUAAUCUAAGUGAGGAAAUACUAUUGAUAUACAAACCUGUAGAAUAACAUUCAGACUCCUGCUACUUCUGUAUUUCUUGAUGUAAAAUGGGACAGGUGGAGAUAUAUUGCAGUUUUUGAACUGUAGUGUAUGUAUGUCUCUGGCAAGACAGUGAUGGAGUGAGUGAUGAUGAAAGUGUUUCUUCUUUUUUUGGGUCAUCUUGCCUUGGUGGGAAAUGGCCCAUGUGUUAAAAAAAAGAAAUGGAAAUGUAGUUUGUUAACCUUAUUGUACAUGCUUAGGCAUUGCUGUCUUGGCUUCAGGUUUUUGCUGACCAUGACUCCCAUGUCUCUCUGUAUGAUCAAGCUCUACAUCACCUGGUUUAUAAAUGCCAAGGUUAUUUUUAUUUUUGAGGAGUAGGACUUUGCAUUUUUUCCACACUGAACUGUGCCAUUUGUCUAGACCUUUCUGAAAUUCAUUGGGAUCCUCCGAAUCCACUACGUGGCUAACUUUUGUGUUGUCAGCAAAUUGACUAGUUAUAUUUUUUUAUUAACACAUCGGCCGUUUCAUCCCAAGGUAAUGUGGCCUGAAAAAGAAGAAACACUUUCAUCAUCACUUAUUCCAUAACUGUCUGUAAAGAGGUGUACUAACACUACAGUUUAAAAACUGCUGAUAUCUCUACUUCUUCAGAGUGCAGGCACUUUACUGCCUCCAGGACAAGUCUGGUUAAUUGAACUUAUGUUGCUGCUUAUUCUCUGUUCAAGGUUAUUAGUAGGUAAAUAAGUUUAUUUAGAUACAGGUACACAUAAGUAGAAUCAUGCAUAGUGUAACCUGCCCACCAGGAUAACCCGAAAAAAGUCAGACAAAGUGACAUAUCCAUUGGGGACCUUUGUCAUUAAUGUUGUUUAUGAGUAACAAGGGGCCCAAAACAAAUCUUUGUGCAGUGCCUCUUGUGACAAUCUCUAUUCCGAUUUCACUCCAGGUAUGCAAGCACUUUGCUUCCCAUUAGUGGGCCAGGUCUCAAUCCUUUUAUACCAUGUGCUGGCACUUCCUUGAAUAGUCUUCUAUAUGGAACUCUCAUCAGAAGCCUUACUGUAUUCAAAAUAUACAAUACAGGAGGGCCCUUCAUAAACUGCACCUCUUUUCAGUGUUCCAUGUUUUUGUUGGCUUUCAAUUGAGCCAUUGUUCAUUGUGUUUGGUGCUGGCUGUCUUCAAGACUCCUUGGCUAUCCUCAAGAGGGAGCUGGAUAUACACACACAGUCAGUACCUGACCAGCCAGGCUGUGGUUUGUAUGUUGGUUGAAAUGCAGCCAGCAGUAACAUCCUGGUUGAUCAGGUCCUGAUCCACCACAAGUCCUGGUCAUGGACUGGACUGCGGGGGCAUUGACCCCCAGAACACCCUCCAGGUAUGCAGGUUAAGAGGAUGGGAUGGUUUAACUCUUUCAGGUUAAGUCUUUCCACUUGACUAUCACACAUGACUUCUUGUACCAGAAUGUUAACAAAAUUUUGAUAUUCAUGUUGUAAUUUCAUGGUGUUUAUGAUGUAAUUUUUGGUUAUGUUGUAAUUGUUGUUGUUCAUGGUUAACAGCAGUGAUUAUAUUAUAGUAGUAUAUUAA
Messenger RNA from Cherax quadricarinatus, 5160 nucleotides. RefSeq lists its product as uncharacterized. NCBI's taxonomy places the organism in Eukaryota, Metazoa, Arthropoda, Malacostraca, Decapoda, Parastacidae. The record is from RefSeq and is a predicted model, not a curated record.